Messenger RNA from Cordyceps fumosorosea ARSEF 2679, 1470 nucleotides. Its product is annotated as WD40/YVTN repeat-like-containing domain protein. Lineage: Eukaryota; Fungi; Ascomycota; Sordariomycetes; Hypocreales; Cordycipitaceae. The transcript has 2 exons. The record is from RefSeq and is a predicted model, not a curated record. Gene Ontology annotation, molecular function: protein binding. Bases 1 to 1470 code for a protein of 489 amino acids.
AUGUCGAAGCGUGCAGCCGAAGUCGGGCAUGACGGCACCCCUCUCAAGGGCGGUGACCGUCCGGAGAAGAUGGACAUUGACGACAAGGAAAUGGGCGACUUCGAGGACGAGUUCGAGGACGAAUUUGAGAGCGAAGACGAGAUUAUCGAGGCCGGCGUGGACGGCCGGCCCGAUGCCGAGCGCGAAGCUGAAGAGGCCGCCGCCGCCAUGGAAGUCGACCAAGGCACCUUCAUCGUCGGCCGCCACAAGCUCGAGCCCGGCCAGGUGCUAACACCCGACCCGACCACCUACGAGAUGCUGCACAACCUGACGACGCCGUGGCCGUGCCUGUCGUUCGACAUCGUUCGGGACGGGCUGGGCGACAACCGCAAGGCGUAUCCGGCUACCAUGUACACGGUGACUGGGACGCAGGCCGACUACAAAAAGGCCAACGACAACCAGCUCCUGGUGAUCAAAUUCUCCGGCCUGUCGCGGAUGAACAAGGACCCCGACGCCGAGUCCGAUUCGGACGACGACGACGACGAGGACGCCGAGCCGAUCCUCGAGUCCAAGAGCAUCCCGCUGACCUCCACCACCAACCGCAUCCGCACGCACCAGGUUCCCUCCGACGACCCCAGCCGGCCGCCCACCACUCUGACGGCCACUAUGACCGAGUCGACUGACGUCUUCAUCCAUGACGUCACGCCGCACCUGGCCUCCUUCGAUAACCCGGGCGCCGUGGUGACCCCCGCGCAGAACAAGCCCGUGUCCACCAUCCGCGCGCACAAGGCCGAGGGCUACGCGCUCGACUGGUCGCCGCACCACCCCAACGGCAAGCUGCUGACCGGCGACAACAACGGCCUCGUCUACCAGACGACGCGAACCGACGGCGGCGGCUGGGUCACCGAUUCUCGCCCUUUCGCUGGCCACACCUCCAGCGUCGAGGACAUCCAGUGGUCGCCGUCGGAGCAGUCCGUCUUCGCCUCGUGCUCCUCCGACGGCACCGUGCGCGUCUGGGACGUCCGCUCCAAGACGCGCAGCCCCGCGUUGACGGUCAAGAUCUCCGACUACGACGUCAACGUCAUGUCGUGGUCGCGGCAGACCUCCCACCUGCUCAGCACCGGCGCCGACGACGGCACCUGGGGCGUGUGGGACCUGCGCCAGUGGAAGACCGGCGGGACCGGCAAGCCGCAGCCGGUGGCCAGCUUCGACUUCCACAAGGAGCAGGUGACGAGCGUGGAGUGGCACCCGACGGACGACUCCAUCAUGGCCGUCGCCGCGGCCGACAACACCGUCACGCUGUGGGACCUGGCCGUCGAGCUGGACGACGAGGAGAGCAAGGACACGGCCGGCGUCAAGGACGUCCCACCGCAGCUGCUCUUCGUGCACUACCUCAAAGGCGUCAAGGAACUGCACUGGCACCCGCAGAUCCCGGGCAGCCUGGUCGCCACGGGUGAGGAGUUUUCCAUCUUCCGCACGAUUAGCGUUUAA